This is a messenger RNA of Funneliformis geosporum, 243 nucleotides long. The record is from the annotation of a GenBank genome assembly. Lineage: Eukaryota; Fungi; Glomeromycota; Glomeromycetes; Glomerales; Glomeraceae.
GUCGAUAAUGAACUGUUCAGAUUGAUAAGUUGUUGUGAUGUGGUAAUGACUAUCAGUGAAGGGUGGUCAACAUCAGAGCAUGAUAGAUCAUCAACAACUCGGCCUAGAACACUUCUACGACUUCUCAAGCCCACCUUUACUAUAACAAGUAAAAAUUACUUAACUGUAAAGCCAUUCAAAGCAGAAAGAGCUAUAAGCCGUUGUUCAUCUGAUCCGGUUGCUACUAUCGUGCCUAAAGACCUA